UUGACUGAACAGCUCCUGCUUCCUCGUCGCCAGCAGCUAACCUACAUUCCUGCUGACAGCAGGAGAUUCUAGGUGUGUGUCAGCUGACUGUUGUAUGAUGCUAGCAUGUUAGCUUCGGAGUUAGCAGGCAGAUACUGCACUCAUUUAUCGAGGGUGCUGCGUUUGACUAGUUAAUAGACAGCAAUCAUUUUGUGUGACCCAGAUACUAAUUACGGUACCAGAGGGAGGACGUUUACGACAUGACACGAACUACCUAAGUGUUUUUUUCUUUGUUUAUUUGUUUUUUUUUUAUUCCUAUAACUAGCACGCUAGCAGCUAGGUGGCAAGUCUUCCUAGCAACGGUAGCUAGCUAUGACUGUAGGUUAGCUAACCGACGGGCGUCUUCAUGGAGAGCUUUACGGUGUUAGCUCAGCUUUCAAGAUUGGUCCUAAGUUAUGUUAACAGACUGUAGACGGACGGCUUCUGCUAAGCUAAAUGUUAAUUAAAUGGCAAAAACUGAGCAAGGCAAUGGACUUGACUUGCGGGGCAGCACAGAGAAGCUGACAGAUAAUGGGAAAGGCACUUUGUAUGGAUCCGACACAGAGGUAAACGGCAGUGCCAUCCGCGGGGAGGAACAGGUGGACAAGUAUGGAUUCACCGGGGGAGCCCAGCAGUAUUCCGUAGACUCUGCUGAAGAAAUCCCCAUUGAGGUGCUGCGACAGCGGGAGGCAAAAUGGCUGGAGAUGCUCAACAGCUGGGACAAGUGGAUGGCCAAAAAACACAAGAAGGUGAAAGAGCGCUGUCAGAAGGGGAUCCCUCCAUCCCUGCGUGGCCGGGCCUGGCUCUACCUCAGUGGGGGCAAGGUGAAAAGGGAACAAAACCAGGGCAAGUUCGAGGAACUGGACCAACACCCAGGAGAUCCCAAAUGGGUCGACAUUAUUGAGAGAGACCUCCAUCGACAGUUCCCAUUCCAUGAAAUGUUCUCAGCAAGAGGAGGUCAUGGGCAGCAGGACCUGUUCCGUGUUCUCAAGGCUUAUACUCUGCACCGUCCUGAGGAGGGUUAUUGUCAGGCUCAGGCUCCCAUCGCUGCUGUUCUCUUGAUGCAUAUGCCAGCUGAGGAUGCAUUCUGGGUCCUUGUCCAGAUUUGUGAAAAAUACCUUCCUGGAUACUACAGUACAGGGCUGGAGGCGAUCCAGCUGGAUGGGGAGAUCCUGUACGCUCUGCUGCGGCGGGUGUCGCCCGCAGCCCACCAUCACCUGAAGAAGCACAAGUUGGAGCCCAUCCUGUACAUGACCGAGUGGUUCAUGUGUGCCUUUUCUCGGACUCUGCCGUGGGCAUCGGUGCUGCGUGUCUGGGACAUGUUCCUUUGUGAUGGAGUGAAGAUCCUCUUCAGGGUGGGCCUGGUUCUCCUGAAAUGCACGCUGGGAUCCCAGGAGAAACUGAAGGCCUGCCAAGGUCUAUAUGAAACAAUGGAGCUGCUCCGAUCUAUACAGCCACAGUACAUGCAAGAAAGAUUCCUGGUGCACGAGAUCAUGGAGUUAUCUGUGUCUGAGAAAGACAUUGAGAAGGAACAUCAUUCUCAGCUGCGGCGCUGGAAGGAGACUCGCGGAGACCUACACUGUAAGUCCCCUCCCAGGAUGCACGGUGCCAAGGCCAUCAUGGCUGCAGAGCCACCUAGACGGCAGGACCUCAGACAGCUGCCCACCAUCAUCGUGGAGUCUCCCCUGGCACCCAAGACAGAUGAGGUGCAAGCAGAGGACGCAAGGGAAAGUAAAAAGGCCAACGAGGUAAACCAGAAGGAAACAAUCCUGCCACCACAGGAGACAGUUAAUCCUUAUCCCCCUCCCCCCAGUGACCCCUCACCUCUCCUCAAACACAUGACCAUGCAAGAGUCCAAAGAGAGUCUGAGCAGUGCAGAGCAUGACACUUAUCUGUAGCAGGGUAAGUUUCACACCAGUCUGCAUUCAAAAAUUUAUAAUAACCUUUAACCUUUAAUAACCUAACAGUAACUCUCUUCACAGUUUUCAGUCACAGCGGUCAGUAAUAUGACAAACCUUGCCAUCACUUAGUGUGUCUGUAGAGGUCGUGACUGUGAGAGGUUUUAGUGCAAUGGCUCUUUUUAUUAUCUUGACACUCAAAAAAAUCCGGCAAAAAUGCCAUUCCUCAGACUACCAAGCAGCCGCUUUUAUACACUACACAUUUUCAGUGUCAUUUCAUUGUAUACAGGUUGCUAUUUGCUGUACUUUUAACUAAGUAGUGCAGUCUUGGAAAUUUAGCAUCACAGAAAAGUAAGUUUUUGAAGUGUUAUGGAACUCAGAAAUGUGUGAGUGCCAGGGAGCAACAGCAGAUGGCGCCUACGUGCAGGUUGCACACAAAGUUUAAUAUAGGGAAUAUGGGGCUGUCAGCUUCAUGUGACUGAACAUGUAGGGAUACACACUCACUAACUCACUCUUAACAGCUACUGCUGCUAUUUACCUCUUAAAAGUAAUGCUCUGAUUCUCUCCUUUGCUAUAAAUGAAGUCUGAUUUUGUCUUAAAUGAUGAGCUCGUUUCCACAGCACUUUGCCUUUCGAGUCUUCCUCUUUGCCUACAUUAGCCAGUAUGUUGCCAACGCAGAGAUUUGUAUUUAUCCUGCUUUGCUAGAUUCAGUCAUUCACACUAAUUUGCAGACACACAGUUUAUCAUUGUGUGUGUUAUGCACUGUUUGUCUGUUGACUGUUAUACUGCGUCUGCGAGUUUGUUUUUGUUGAACACUUGAGGGCGCCCUGAGGUCAUCUCUCUGUCUCAGCAGCGACCAGCAGUAGUCUAAUGAGAGAAAAACUGACACACGCUGUGUGACUCUCAGAUGAAGGAAAGAGUGUGCAGGGACAUUUUAUGCGACUAAGCCAAAGAUUUUUAAUGCAUAUUCUUGAAAUGUAUAUUUUCCCAAACAGUUUAUUCAAUCGUGUUGUCGUACAGUAUUUAAUUGUUGUCAGUUUGGGAGAGCAUAGGGUUUAUAUUUAUGAAAUUUAUGAGCUAUGAUAAAAUGCCAGGUUGUAAUGCUAAUACAAAGCUGUUUUUGUACAAUCAUGCUAAAAGGUUUGUGGAUCCUUAAAUUUAAAUAUAUCUAAUGUUCCUUUAAAAGACAAGAUUUUUGUCUUCUCUGCAACCUCAUAAUCUAAACACCAGCUUAAAUGCUCAAUAUGUUGUUUUUGUUUCCAUUCUAAAACCAAGAAAUCCAGAGGUACAUAGUGUUAUCCUUUGAGUAAGCUUUCAAAACAAUACAAACAAAAAAUGAAAUUGACUCACAAAGUUACAGAAUUUUUAGGAUUUAGGAAGAUAUUAAAGGUCAAGGGAGCCAUAAACCUUUAGUAAUGACCAAAUAAUAUGUGUAGAUACUCAUUUUAUUUGGGAUUUUAAAAAUGAAGAAACAGUUUGAAAAAAAAAAGUGAAUUCAUAAGCAAUCAACAUUUAACAAAACAAUCACAGUCCUGUAAUUUGCAUUAUUAACAGUGACCUGUCUAACAAUAGGUCAGAUUAUUUGCUGUCAAAAUUUUUAUGAAUAAUGGAAAAUGGUUGUGGGUUUCUAUUGACUUUCAACACUGUGGAUAAUAUUUUUUUUCCAAGUACAUUCUACGGGUUUAUUUUUUGUCUGUUAGGAAGCACUGUUUACCUGAACAUGUCCUCUGAAGCUUUCAAUAUUUAGAUUUAAAACAUUCAGCUCUAAUCUGUAGAGCUGAAUGUAAAAAACACACAUUUAACCAACAUACAAUGCAUCUGUUGAGUUUUGACUCUGAGCUUUUUGUACUGUUGUGCACAUGGUGCCACUGAGCUUCAUCCAGGGAAUAGAAAAACAAGCUUUUUGUAAGACUCUGUUUCAGUAGUCAUUUUAAAUAAUUAAAAAAAAACCUCCCCAUUAGGUCAGUGGGACGUUCCUUUUUAUCAAUCACUUCAGCUGUUCUGUGUUCUAACUGUUCCAUUGAUUAAGCCUAGGGCUUGUAAAUUUGCAGCUUAUCCUGCUGCUUUCAUCGGUGUAUAGGACUUUAUUUCUGAUCUGUUUGCUCAUUUUAUUUAAAAUCAGCUUCUCAUAUGUACAAACUGUUUUUGUACCAAAUUACAUUUAAAAUCAAUAAAAUUUGAAA
Molecule: messenger RNA, 4099 nt
Organism: Toxotes jaculatrix (banded archerfish)
Lineage: Eukaryota; Metazoa; Chordata; Actinopteri; Toxotidae
Product: TBC1 domain family member 10A-like
Exons: 9
Coding region: 486-1916 (476 amino acids)
Source: RefSeq, a predicted model, not a curated record